Messenger RNA from Cynara cardunculus var. scolymus (artichoke), 1441 nucleotides. Its product is annotated as mitogen-activated protein kinase kinase 5-like. The record is from RefSeq and is a predicted model, not a curated record. Gene Ontology annotation, cellular component: cytoplasm. Gene Ontology annotation, molecular function: ATP binding; protein serine/threonine kinase activity. The coding region runs from base 263 to 1321 and encodes 352 amino acids. NCBI's taxonomy places the organism in Eukaryota, Viridiplantae, Streptophyta, Magnoliopsida, Asterales, Asteraceae. The transcript has a single exon. Gene Ontology annotation, biological process: protein phosphorylation.
ACAGAGAGCGUAUCAAUUGCGUCUUCAUCGUCUUCCUCUCUUUUCUUUUCUUUUUGUUUCCCAGAACCUUCUCUCUCUCUCUCUCUCUCUUGGAUUGAGAUUGAAAUUGAGAUUGAAAUUGAGAUUGAAAUUGAAAUUGAAAUUCCAUUUGCAAUUGCAAUCCAAAUCGAAUUGCAUGAUUAGGUCCAAUAUGAUGAUCAUCAACUCCAUUCCCAAACCCCUCUCUUCCUUCUAAAUUCUUCCCACCAAACCUAAUUCCAUCAUGAGGCCCAUUCACCCUCCGCCUCCUUCCGCCUCUGCCAAUCGCCCCCGCCGUCGUCCUGACCUAACCCUUCCCUUGCCCCAACGUCAACCCCAAAUUGCCCUCCCCCUCCCUCUCCCCCCUUCCUUCGCCCCUACUUCCACCUCCCAACUCCUCUCCAACUCUAAACAGCAAUCCUUCAACUUGUCUGAACUCGACCGCAUGAAUAGAAUCGGCAGCGGCAGCGGCGGAACCGUCUACAAGGUCCUCCACCGCCCCACCGGCCGCCUCUUUGCCCUCAAAGUUAUCUACGGCAACCACGAAAACGACGUCCGCCGCCAGAUCUGUCGCGAAAUCGAGAUCCUGCGCGACGUCGACAAUCUCAACAUCGUCAAGUGCCAUGAUAUGUUCGAUCACGCCGGUGAGAUCCAGGUUCUUCUUGAAUACAUGGACGGCGGAUCCCUUGAAGGGACCCACAUCUCCCAUGAAGCCUCUCUAGCCGAUCUCACCCGCCAGGUUCUCUCCGGUAUCUAUUACCUCCACCGCCGUAAGAUUGUCCACCGUGAUAUCAAACCCUCCAAUCUUUUAAUCAAUUCCAAAAAACAAGUCAAGAUUGCCGAUUUCGGGGUUUCAAGAAUCUUGGCCCAAACAAUGGAUCCCUGUAAUUCUUCUGUCGGUACGAUUGCUUACAUGAGUCCUGAAAGAAUAAACACCGACCUCAAUCAUGGAAAAUACGACGGCUACGCCGGAGAUAUCUGGAGCCUCGGUGUAAGCAUAUUGGAGUUCUAUUUGGGGCGUUUUCCCUUCGCCGUUGGGAGACAGGGCGAUUGGGCUAGCCUGAUGUGUGCAAUCUGUAUGUCGCAGCCACCGGAAGCGCCGGCCACGGCAUCUCGUGAAUUUCGAGAUUUUGUCUCCUGCUGUUUGCAAAGAGAGCCCGCCAGGAGGUGGACGGCGGCGCAGUUGUUGCGGCACCCGUUCGUCACCGGGGCAGCAGGCAGCCAUGCUAGUAAUAACCAGGUGCAUCCGACCCAUCAACUACUUCCUCCACCUCCUCGUCCACAUUUUUCUUCAUCGUCUUGAUUUUUCUGGUUAUAUUGUAAUUUUGUCUUGAUUUUACUUGUGUAACAAUCUCAGAUGAUGAUGAUGAUUUUGGGGGAGGAUGAAAAAUUUGAUUUUCAGGAAAUAUCUGUGUGUUUUAGU